AAAAUUCUCUAGUUUACCAUUUUCUCUCUUAUGUGAUUUUGUGGAUAAGGAAGGAAUGCAUAUAUUCCCGACAUUUUUAAAACAGGAAUCUAAUAUCUAAUCAAUCUGGCCAGCCAGCCCUCUCCCAUUUCAAUUCAGGAAGAGGGAGGAGGAAGAAGGGAUAGACUAUUUUAUAUUAUACAUAAGGUAUAAUAUAUGGCAAAAUACAAAGGGGAAGACGAUUAUGAUUAUCUAUAUAAGGUAGUCCUAAUUGGAGAUUCUGGCGUAGGAAAAUCAAACCUCCUCACCAGAUUUACCCGCAAUGAAUUCAGCAUGGACUCUAAAUCCACCAUUGGUGUCGAAUUCGCCACUCGUUGCAUUCAAGUCGACGAUAAAGUCGUCAAAGCCCAGAUUUGGGACACGGCCGGACAAGAAAGGUAUCGAGCAAUCACAAGCGCAUACUAUCGAGGUGCGGUGGGGGCUCUGCUGGUUUACGACGUGACUCGCCACGUGACAUUCGAGAACAUAGAGAGAUGGUUGAAGGAGCUUCGCGACUAUACGGAGAGCAGUGCCGUGGUGAUGCUCCUUGGGAACAAAGCAGACCUUCGCCAUCUGAGGGCGGUCUCCAUUGAUGAGGGCAAAUGCUUUGCAGAAAAAGAGGGCAUAUAUUUUAUGGAGACGUCGGCCCUAGAAUCCCUUAAUGUGGAAACUGCAUACAGUCAAGUCAUCACCCAGAUCCACCAAGUCAUGAGCCGCAAGGCACUCGAAGCAGCGGCCACUGCCCGUAAAGACCUUCCUAAAGGACAAACAAUCAACAUGGGAGGCAAGGAUGACGUCUCGGACGUCAAGAAAGGCGCUUGUUGCACCUCUUGAACUUGUAUACAAAAAAAAUAAGAGCAUCUAUUUUGAUAGCAAUUUCUAGAAAAUCCAGAAAUUAGUUUGUUUCAAAUAAGAUCAGCCAAAGGUUCUAAACAUUAUUGUCUUACAUGAACAAUAUGACUUCAAUUACAGUCAGUUACUUUCUACC
Messenger RNA from Impatiens glandulifera, 1006 nucleotides. RefSeq names its product ras-related protein RABA1g-like. Bases 196 to 852 code for a protein of 218 amino acids. Gene Ontology annotation, molecular function: GTP binding; GTPase activity. Gene Ontology annotation, cellular component: endosome. Lineage: Eukaryota; Viridiplantae; Streptophyta; Magnoliopsida; Ericales; Balsaminaceae. The record is from RefSeq and is a predicted model, not a curated record. The transcript has 2 exons.